Molecule: messenger RNA, 717 nt
Organism: Bathycoccus prasinos
Lineage: Eukaryota; Viridiplantae; Chlorophyta; Mamiellophyceae; Mamiellales; Bathycoccaceae
Exons: 1
Coding region: 1-717 (238 amino acids)
Biological process (GO): protein folding; positive regulation of ATP-dependent activity
Cellular component (GO): cytosol
Molecular function (GO): protein-folding chaperone binding; ATPase activator activity
Source: RefSeq, a predicted model, not a curated record
AUGUCCGGCCUUGAAUGCAACAGCAAGAAAGGCUACCAUUACUGGUGGGACAACGUCCCCGGAGGAGGAGACGGAGGAGGCGGCAACGACAACAACAACAACAACAACAAACAACUCACUCGGGAGGAGUCUCUGAGAUUGGAGGAAGAAAGCCAGAAAGUGAAAGGAAGCAAAUGGAACGCGGCGCAAACGUUCGAGGAGCGCUCGUACUUAUCGUGGGCAGAAACGACGUUGAACGAAAUUUUGAGGAGACAGUGUAAAGAUGAGUUAUGGUUCGCGAGCGAAAAAGAGCACAUCAAAUCGAAGGAGGUUCGAGGUGGAUGGAGGAGAAGAUUCUUGUUGUUGAGUGUGAAAAAGCUCACUGGGAACUGUUCGAUAGUCUUGUCGAGAGGAAAAAUGAAACACGGAUUAGAUUUGGAAACGACGGAAUUUGAGAUAAAAGCGACGUACACGAAAGGCGAAUAUUUUGAUUACGACGAUGGUUACGUUGAGGUAGACGGGACGUUCACGGUGCCGGAAAUUAGCAUCGAAACUAUCGCCGACGACGAGUUUGAGAUUCGCGACGCGAAAGCGAAGGAACCGAAGGAAGUGGAAGACGAGAACGAGAGGAAAGCGCUGAAAGAAGAUUGCGAGUUAUUCAUGAAAGAUUUGAAAGGGUUUGUGACGGGUGCGUGCGAACAUUUAGAGCAAAAACUGGCUGAAAAAGCCAACGAUUAA